Messenger RNA from Bicyclus anynana (squinting bush brown), 1235 nucleotides. Its product is annotated as insulin-related peptide 1-like. Gene Ontology annotation, cellular component: extracellular region. The record is from RefSeq and is a predicted model, not a curated record. NCBI's taxonomy places the organism in Eukaryota, Metazoa, Arthropoda, Insecta, Lepidoptera, Nymphalidae. The transcript is spliced from 3 exons. Gene Ontology annotation, molecular function: hormone activity. Bases 150 to 524 code for a protein of 124 amino acids.
AUUCUGAUAACGCAAUGAUAUGGAAUAAUGACAUGUUUGUGAAUAUUAAUUAAGGACCAUCUUCGGGAUGGGUAUAAAAGGGGGGAUUUUUCAGGAACAUCUUCAUAUUCACUCGUCGACUCAACAGAGGAGCUACUAAGAGAAGAAAGAUGGCUUUAAAACUGAUAUUGACGCUGGGUUGUCUGUCGAUGUUGCUUGCGUUAAGCCGCGGGCACAUCGGAGGGAACGCCGCCGCGUUCCAGAACGUUCGCCCGCAGUACUACUGCGGCAGGACCCUGGCGCGAGCCAUCGCGCUCAUCUGCUACGAUGUCCUCCCCGGCGAAAAAAGGUCUUCAACUGGGACUAUGUAUAAUGCACUCCUCCCCGCAAACUAUAAAGAGCAAGAGAUGCGCAGCGAAUGGCCGCGCAUCGCGCAGCAAGAAGCCCACCGUCUGGGACUUCCAUCUCGUGGCAAGCGCUACAUCGUCAACGAGUGUUGCGAUAAAGCUUGCAGCGUCGAAGAGCUGCUAUCCUACUGCGCCUAACUGCACACGCAGCAAUGGAACCAAAACACGGCUUAAAAUACGACUAACGCUUGCUUACUUGUAAUCGAACUAUAUACUCUCUAUAUGAUAAUCCUUAUAUUAAUCUUUUAAUACCCUCAGUAUAAUAUUUGUGAACUUAAAAAAACAUUUGUACCGAAAAAGUAAAAUAGAUUCAAUGCUUCUAGUUUUAAAACUCAAAUUCCUCUACAUCAUCAAUAGCAUCUAGCUAAACACUACUGUAAAUAAAAAUCUGCAGGGGAAUUAACUAUAGGUACCGUUUUGAAUUUAGAACUAUUGAGUUUAUUUUAGUUUUACGAAAACGAUUGAUUUUUGUAGCUUUCAAGUAUUGUACUGGGCAUUAUAGACGUUUUAAUAGAUACAUUUUUAAACUGACAAAUAGACAGACAGCGCAGGUCUUUAUUUUAGAAUACGUAUAGAUGAUACAUAAUUUCUAAUAGUAGCAAUUAUUGACAAUAAGCUAAAAGUAUUUAAUUUUCAAGAGAUAAACCUGAAUUAAAAGUUGACUAUUAAAAUGGCUAUAAGAUAUUUUAGCAAACUGUAUUGCUAUAUUAUUAUGCUUAAUAAUUAAUAUAAUUUUAAUUUGUAGAAUUAAAAUGAAAAAGAGAAUGUCGAUUCUACUCUGGUUGUGUGACAAAUUUACUCUAUAAAUUAAAAUUGUUUUAAAGCAAAUAUAUAAUCAUGAAUGCAUUA